Messenger RNA from Episyrphus balteatus (marmalade hoverfly), 1150 nucleotides. RefSeq names its product protein GDAP2 homolog. The transcript is spliced from 9 exons. NCBI's taxonomy places the organism in Eukaryota, Metazoa, Arthropoda, Insecta, Diptera, Syrphidae. The record is from RefSeq and is a predicted model, not a curated record. Bases 112 to 918 code for a protein of 268 amino acids.
AAAACCAAAUAAAAAAAUUACAUUCCAUUGACUGGUGCUGUGACCACCGGGUAUCAAGUUCUUCUUGAUAACCUUCUUAGAUGAUUGCCGAAGCGCCAACAAUACAAAACAAUGAUUAACGAUUCAUUUGAGUUUUCUUCUGACGACGAAUCAGAUUCAAAUCCACAUGAAAUGGACGGAAAUAAUUCAGAUGUAGAAUGCGGGCUAUCUGACUUGAAUGGAUUAAGUUUGAACUCAUAUCAUAGCAAUGGACCAAAUACAUUUGCUCAGAUGCAGCAAGGCGAUUUAGAUCGGCAACGUCUGCUGGGUGAUCGACAGAGAAGCGGUGUCUAUGAGAGUGUAAUAGAAGACGGUCUUGAAGGCCUAGAACAUCAAGAAAGAUACGAAAGAUUACUUCGCCGUGCGCAAGUUGAAGACUUAAAUGAAGUUUCUGGAAUCGGAUGCCUUUACCAAAGUGGUGUAGAUCGUUUGGGUCGGCCUGUGAUUGUUUUUUGUGGGAAAUGGUUCCCUGCUCAAGAUAUUGACUUAGAAAAGGCACUCUUGUACCUGAUAAAACUUCUGGAUCCAAUUGUUAAAAGCGAUUAUGUAAUAGCGUACUUCCACACAUUAACUUCAACAAACAAUUAUCCCUCACUGCAUUGGCUACGUGAGGUUUACAGUGUACUGCCAUACAAAUACAAGAAAAAUUUGAAAGCAUUCUAUAUUGUUCAUCCAACGUUCUGGACUAAGAUGAUGACGUGGUGGUUCACAACAUUUAUGGCUCCUGCAAUCAAAGCAAAAGUUCACUCUUUACCUGGCGUUGAGCACUUGUACUCUGCUAUCUCCAAAGAUCAACUAGAAAUUCCCGCAUAUAUUACCGAAUACGAUAUGGCUACAAAUGGACUUCACUACUUUACUCCAGUUCAAACGCCCACAUAGGCCAGACUACUUUAUUAAAAAAAAAAAAACAAAAAGAAAAAAAUUCAAUACAUAAAAAAAUUAUUAUUUAUAUUUUAAGUCAAAAAUCUAUUAUUAUUGUUACUUUCUAUAAUUUUAUGUUUAAUUUAGUUUAAUUUUUUGUUCUUCAUUAAAUCUUAACAAAAACAAAAAAUAAUCUACUGUUUUGGAUAUAAAACUUAUUUAAAAUUAAAAAAAAAAAGAAAAAAAACAA